ACCCUGGUUGCUCGCACUACGCUCGCUUCAAUGGCGUCUAUACUAGCGCUCGUGGUAGGACUGGCCCUACUGGCACCCACGGAGCCCUGCGGCAAGACGCUGACUAGCAGCGGCCGGCUCACGUCGCCCGGAUACCCCAUGUCGUACCCACCGAACGUCCGCUGUUCGUACACGAUGCGGCCACAGAGUCCCAGCGUAUGCGCCGUCGAGCUGAAGUUCGAGGAGCUGGACGUGGACGGCCACUUGCCUCGCUGCGACGCCGGCGAUGCCGUGCAGCUCAGCUCGACGGGCGAGCGCUUCUGUGGAGUCGAGCCGCCGCCACCCAUCGUGAUCCCGAUAACCGCUGACGGUCUUCGGAUGGAAUUCUACUCCAACGGUCAGGGAAGUGGCACAGGUUUCGCAUUACAACUGACCCAGAUCGACAACUCUUGUCCGAAAAGGGGCUCCGCGUGCGGGGGCACCUUCGCCAAGGAGCGGUUCCGGCUGGAGGGCCCGUCGGCGGCAGGUGGCGCCUGCCUCUACCUGAUGCGCAAGUUCGACGAAGCCGUGUGCCAGGUGCAGGUGCGCUUUCAGCGCUUCUCCGUGGGCCCCGGUGGUGCAUGCGACAAGGGGCCCCGCCUGCUGGUCGCGGGACGCAGCCUGUGCGGACCCCGUGGACCCGAUGCCGUAGAAACAUUCGACUUCCCGACACAGACACUGGCAUUUCUCUACCAACCAGGGGAUAAACCGCAACAAGACAAGUUUGUGCUGGACAUUUUUCAAGAAAAGUGCGACAGAUAGAACGCCUUUCGUUAGGUGAA
Messenger RNA from Dermacentor andersoni, 800 nucleotides. Its product is annotated as procollagen C-endopeptidase enhancer 2-like. The record is from RefSeq and is a predicted model, not a curated record. Lineage: Eukaryota; Metazoa; Arthropoda; Arachnida; Ixodida; Ixodidae. Gene Ontology annotation, molecular function: serine-type endopeptidase activity.